Messenger RNA from Eruca vesicaria subsp. sativa (arugula), 1074 nucleotides. The record is from the annotation of a GenBank genome assembly. NCBI's taxonomy places the organism in Eukaryota, Viridiplantae, Streptophyta, Magnoliopsida, Brassicales, Brassicaceae.
AUGGCUAAGAAUCAACAGAUUGUAGCGAACCGGUUUCUAUUUUCUCUUGUUUUGUUUUUGGCUGUCGUGGUACUUUGUGUUGAUGGUAAAAGAGUCGGUCACAAGGAUGGUCAUAACAACGGCCAUAAGAUGAGAAGGGGAAGAUGGGAGGGUAAGCUAAAGAUGAAAUUCUAUCACAAGACCUGUCCUAAGGCCGAGGAUAUCGUGAGAGAGAUUGUGUCAAAGAAAGUCAAAGCAAACCCUAGCUUGGCUGCCAAGUUACUAAGGGUUCAUUACCACGACUGUUUUGUUAGGGGGUGCGAUGCAUCACUGCUUUUAGAUUCGGUGGUUGGAAAACCUGCGUCUGAGAAGGAGGCGAGACCUAAUCUGUCGCUUUCAGGGUUUGAAAUCAUCGAUGAGAUCAAGUCCGUUCUUGAAAAACGAUGCCCCAAGACCGUCUCAUGCGCAGACAUACUCACCCUAGCCACCCGAGAUGCUGUCUCGUACAAAUUUGGAAGGCCGUUAUGGAAUGUCUUUACGGGACGUGUUGAUGGAAGAGUUUCAUUGGCGACGGAAGCUGCCAGAGACUUACCAUCCGCUGGGGCAAACUUCACCGCUUUACAGAAACUCUUUGCCGCUAGCGAUUUGGACGUCGUUGACCUUGUGGCUUUAUCAGGAGCACAUACAAUAGGAACAGCACGUUGCGGUGUGUUUGGUCGGAGGCUCUUGAACUUCACAGGAAAAGGGGAUACAGAUCCUUCACUGAACUCUAGCUACGCCACUUUCCUCAAAUCUAAAUGCUCCGACAAAUCUUUAAGACUCAACUCUUCCGCAGUGGUCGGAAUGGACCCCAAUGGAGCUCUCUCCUUUGACAGUGGAUACUUCGUCUCACUUCUACAACACAAAGGACUCUUCACCUCUGACGCCGCCUUGUUGACUGAUCCCUCCGCCGCCAACAUUGCUAGAGUUUUCCAAAACUCCGGUAGUUUUCUAGCUCAGUUUGGUAGGUCGAUGAUCAAGAUGAGUUCCAUUAAAGUCCUUACACUUGGAGAUAAAGGUGGUGAGAUUCGCAGAAAUUGUCGCUUCGUCAACUAA